UGAGACAUUGUAGCAACACAGGACCCCAUUACAUUACCUCCCAAACAUGGCGACUUUAAGAGGAAGAAAAGCCGGGUUCGGUAUGUUUUAUAAAAUGGGGAUCCUAACGGCUUCAAUACUGACCUGGCUCUGUGCUUCCCCUGUAAUGGGUGACUCCAAAGGUGUAACAACUAGUCUCACCGCAAAAUGGCCAUCAACUCCCCUGUUGCUUGAAGCAAGUGAAUUUUUAGCAGAAGAAAGCCAGGAUAUGUUCUGGGAUUUUGUGGAAGUUAAUCAAGAAAUUGGUCCCAAUGAACAUGGAGAUACUGAUCACUCUUACUAUCACCUGAUACUGAAGAGAGCCAGCCAGUUCCUCACCCAUCUGCAGCUCAACAUGCUGAAGUUUGCCCUUUCUUUACGUGCAUACUCUUCCACAGUGCAGUCCUUUCAGCAGAUUGCUGCAAAUGAGCCCCCUCCUUCAGGAUGCAAAGCUUUCCUCAGUGUUCAUGGUGAAACAACUUGCAAUCAAGACAAUCUGAAAGCCCUGCUGGAGACCGCUUCAGAGAGGCCAAAGCCAUACCUGUUUAAAGGAGAUCACAGGUUUCCGUCCUCAAGUCCAGACACCCCCGUGGUUAUUCUGUACGCUCAGAUGGGCAACAAAGAGUUUUCCAAAUUCCAUCAACUCCUUGUUUCAAAGGCUAACGGUGGGGAGAUCACCUACAUCCUCAGACAUUACAUUGUGAAUCCCGGUCAAAGUAAAGUGUUCCUCUCCGGAUAUGGCGUUGAACUGGCAAUCAAGAACCAAGAGUACAAAGCCAAGGAUGAUACUCAGGUUCAAGGGGCUGAAGUAAAUGCUACACUGUAUGGUGAGAAUGACUCGGUUGAUGAAGUUCAGGGAUUUCUCUUUGGAAAACUGAAGACUCUGUACUCCGAUUUGCAGGAGCAACUCAAAGAAUUAAGGAAGCACCUUGUGGAAAGUACCAAUGAGAUGGCGCCUUUGAAGGUCUGGCAGUUGCAAGAUCUUAGUUUCCAGACAGCAGCUCGAAUCCUGACAGCUCCUUCAGCCGAAGCUCUGACAGUCAUGAAGGAUCUUAGCCAGAACUUCCCUAACAAGGCCAGGUCCAUUACAAGAACUGUGGUAAAUUCUGAGCUCAGGAAAGAAGUGGAAGAAAACCAGAAGUACUUCAAGGGAACUUUAGGCCUACAGCCUGGGGACUCUGCACUUUUCAUCAAUGGCCUUCACAUUGACUUGGAUAUACAAGAUAUUUUCAGUGUGUUUGAUACCCUGCGGAAUGAGGCCCGCGUAAUGGAGGGACUGCGCAGUCUGCUGAUAGAUACUUCUGUCAUUCACGAUAUCUUGAAGCUGAACGUGCAGCCGUCAGACUCGGACUAUGCUGUGGAUAUCAGGAACCCUGCCAUCUAUUGGAUCAAUAACCUUGAGACGGACAGCAGGUAUGAUUCAUGGCCCUCCAGUGUGCAGGAGCUCCUCCGACCUACAUUCCCUGGAGUCAUCCGACAGAUCAGGAAGAACUUCCACCAUUUUGUAAUUAUAGUUGACCCCACAGACGAGAGCACUGCUGAGUUGAUAAAUGUUGCUGAAAUGUUCUUUAGCAAUCACAUUCCAUUAAGGAUUGGUCUGGUGUUUGUGGUUGACGACUCUGAAGAUAUUGAUGGACUCCAGGAUGCCGGAGUUGCUUUACUCAGAGCUUUUAAUUAUAUAUCCGAAGAAAUGGGCAAUCAACAGGCCUUCCAGGCUGUAACAGCUAUGUACAACAAGGUUCGGACUGGAGAGAAGCUGAAAGUGGAGAAUGUAAUUAGUGUUCUGGAGAAGAAGUAUCCCUACGUGGAAGUGAGCAGCAUUCUAGGAGCUGAUUCAGAAUAUGACAAAAACAGAAAGGAGGGAAGGAGUUACUAUGAACAGACUGGUGUGGGCCCUCUCCCUGUGGCACUAUACAAUGGGAUGCCCUACCAGCGAGAGCAGCUCGAUGCUGAUGAGCUGGAAACUGUGACUAUGCACAAGAUCCUGGAAACCACAAGCUUCUACCAGAGAGCUGUCUAUCUGGGUGAACUCACAACUGAUCAAGAUGUUGUUGACUUUGUAAUGAACCAGCCCAAUGUUGUACCAAGAAUAAACUCGAGGAUUCUUUCGACUACCAGGCAGUACAUUGAUUUUUCAAAAAUAAACAACUACUUUGUGGAUGAUUAUGCAAGGUUUACUUUUCUUGAUGCCAGAGAGAAGACUGCUGCAGUGGCCAACAGCAUGAACUACUUGACUAAGAAAGGAAUGACUUCCAGGGACCUCUAUGAUGACACCUAUAUUCGGCCAGUUACUUUCUGGAUUGUUGGAGAUUUUGACCAGCCCUCAGGAAGGCAGUUAUUAUAUGACUCAAUAAAACAUAUGAAAUCCAGUAAUAAUGUUCGAAUUGGUAUGGUAAACAACCCUGCUGAAAAAGUAAUGCCAGAGAACAGUCGUAUUGCCAGAGCAAUCUGGGCAGCCAUGCAGACGCAGACAGCCAACAAUGCCAAGAAUUUCAUCACCAAGCUGUCCAAGGAGGACACCGCUGAGGCAGUGGAGUCUGGGGCAGACAUUACAGACUUUGCAGUUGGGGGUAUGGAUAUUGGUUUGUUUAAGAGUGCGUAUGACUCUCCCAAAGUAGACUUUCUACUCUCCCAUGCUGCCUUCUGCAGAGAUGUGCUGAAGCUGAAGAAAGGACAGAGAGCUGUGAUCAGCAAUGGACGGAUAAUUGGGCCUCUUGAAGACAGUGAAGUCUUCAACCAGGAUGAUUUCCUCCUGUUAGAAAGCAUCAUUCUGAAGACGUCUGGAGAGAGAAUUCAGAGCAAAAUCAAGCAACUGGGAAUAGAAGAGGAUCGUGCCAGUGACCUGGUUAUGAAGGUGGAUGCUUUACUCUCCUCUCAGCCCAAAGGAGAUGCAAGAAUUGAGUACAACCAAUUUGAAGACAGAUACAGUGCAGUGAAAGUUCGGCCGAAGGAGGAUGAAGUGUAUUUUGAUGUUGUGGCUGUAGUGGAUCCUGCAACCAGAGCUGCUCAGAAACUUGCUCCUCUCCUCACAGUUCUGAACCAACUGAUCAAUAUGAAUCUUCGAGUUUUUAUGAACUGCCAGUCCAAGCUCUCUGAAUUGCCACUGAAGAGCUUUUAUCGCUAUGUGUUGGAGCCCGAGAUUACCUUCAUGGUAGAUAAUAGUUUUGCUCCGGGGCCAAUUGCUAAGUUCCUGGAUAUGCCUCAUUCUCCCCUGUUUACACUCAAUGUGAACCCCCCAGAGAGCUGGAUGGUGGAGUCUGUCAAAACACGCUAUGAUCUGGACAACAUUUACUUGGAAGAGGUGGAGAGCAUUGUGGCUGCAGAGUAUGAGCUGGAAUAUCUGCUGCUGGAGGGGCACUCUUUUGAUGUGAGCACAGGUCAGCCCCCUCGAGGACUGCAGUUUACUUUGGGGACAACAUCCAACCCUGUCAUUGUGGAUACCAUUGUGAUGGCUAACCUGGGUUACUUCCAGCUGAAGGCUAAUCCUGGAGCCUGGGUUCUGAAAUUGAGAAAGGGGAGAUCAGAAGAAAUCUACAAAAUUUACAGCCAUGAGGGAACUGAUUCUCCUGCUGAUGCUGAUGACCUGAUAGUGGUCUUGAACAAUUUCAAGAGUAAAAUCAUUAAAGUCAAGGUCCAGAAAAAGUCUGACAAAAUAAAUGAAGAGCUGCUUAGUGAUGGAAACCAUGACAAUGAUUCUGGAUUUUGGGAGUCCUUAACAAGGGGAUUUACUGGAGGUGCAAAGCCUGAUGAAGUGAGGCCAGAGAAAGAUGAUGUCAUCAACAUUUUCUCAGUGGCAUCAGGGCACCUUUACGAAAGAUUCCUCAGGAUUAUGAUGCUGUCUGUACUUAAGCACACUAAAACCCCUGUGAAGUUCUGGUUCUUGAAGAAUUACCUGUCUCCAGCUUUCAAGGAGUUCAUUCCUUACAUGGCUGAGGAGUAUGGGUUCCAGUAUGAACUGGUUCAAUACAAAUGGCCCAGGUGGCUCCACCAGCAGACAGAGAAGCAAAGAAUCAUCUGGGGAUACAAGAUUCUCUUCUUGGAUGUGUUGUUUCCACUGGCUGUUGAAAAGUUUCUCUUUGUUGAUGCUGACCAGAUCGUGCGUGCAGAUCUAAAAGAGCUGAGAGACUUUGACCUGGAAGGGGCUCCCUAUGGCUACACCCCGUUCUGCGAGAGCCGAAGAGAGAUGGAUGGAUACAGGUUUUGGAAGUCAGGAUACUGGGCCAGUCACUUAGCCGGGCGAAAAUACCAUAUCAGUGCCUUGUAUGUGGUGGACCUGAAGAAGUUCAGAAAGAUAGCUGCUGGAGACCGCCUCCGAGGACAAUACCAGGGUCUGAGUCAGGACCCCAACAGCCUUUCCAAUCUCGACCAGGAUUUACCCAACAACAUGAUCCAUCAGGUGCCUAUAAAAUCCCUCCCUCAGGAAUGGCUGUGGUGUGAAACCUGGUGCGAUGAGUCCUCCAAGAAGUGGGCCAAAACUAUUGAUCUGUGCAAUAACCCACAGACCAAAGAGCCUAAACUGCAGGCAGCAGUAAGGAUAGUGGGAGAGUGGUCAGACUAUGACCAGGAGAUCAAGAAGAUCUACAACAAGUUCACAGAUGAGAAGGAGAAGGGUACUGUUCCAGUCAAUAAUGACACCGCAUCAAGGAGCAAAGCAGAUCACAAUGGGCAUACUGAAUUGUAACCUAACAGGAAAAGAAGAAAUCCAACUCUGUUUAAAGAGUUUCUUUUUAUGAGAAGUUUGCAUCCCAGGAUAUUCAAGCUAUUCAAGAGGGUGUCUGUCUUUGUAAAAGUAAUUUGAAGGGUAUCUAAAUCAAUGAUCAAUGGACUGUAGGUGCUGGGUAAAAAUCAAGAAGGGAUAUGCCUUUGCUUUUUAAAAAAUGUUAUUUUUAUUUUUCAAUACUCUUGAACCCACUUGUAAUGCCGUCCACCUCCAGUUAUUUUGCGAACUGCAAGUCUUCUAGCCUAUAAAUCAUUAAAGAGAAUACUGUAGUAAAACAAAGAACAUGUUAGCAAUAAUAGAGAACUGGAACUGAUAGGAUAUGCAUGUACACACUGUAUAACUGGACUGAUUAUGAUCUAUUUUUAUUCCAAGUUAUACAGAAGUGCUCUAUUUGAUUACCUAAUAAUUUGGGUGUUGGAACUCAAUAAAUUAAAAAAAAAAAAAAAAAAAAAAAAAAGAUUUUAAGGCUCAUUUCUUCACUGAUAAAUCUGUAGAAGACACAUUUUAUGAAUGAGUGUCAAAUGAAUUAAAAAAAAAAAAAAAAAAGGUCUUAGAAGCUAGAAAAGCAAAAUAUUGGUUGUAUACAAUUGAGAACACGUGUGUGUGUGUGUGUGUGUGUGUGUGUAUAUAUAGAUAGAUAUAUAUAGGGAUAGAAAUAAGACUCCCAUUGC
This is a messenger RNA of Polyodon spathula (Mississippi paddlefish), 5409 nucleotides long. Its product is annotated as UDP-glucose:glycoprotein glucosyltransferase 1-like. The coding region runs from base 47 to 4699 and encodes 1550 amino acids. The transcript is spliced from 41 exons. The record is from RefSeq and is a predicted model, not a curated record. Gene Ontology annotation, molecular function: UDP-glucose:glycoprotein glucosyltransferase activity. Gene Ontology annotation, cellular component: endoplasmic reticulum. NCBI's taxonomy places the organism in Eukaryota, Metazoa, Chordata, Actinopteri, Acipenseriformes, Polyodontidae.